AUGAUCAGCGAGGACGCUGCCACGCGCGCAGCCAAGCGCAAGCACGCCACCUCGGGCGGCCGCAAGCUGCUGCACUGGGGCGCCGCGCACUGGCAGCUGUUUGAGCGCACGCUGCCGUACACGACGUGCCCCAAGAGCGCGCCGCUUUUACACCUGCGCGCCUCGCUCGCCUCUAUUCGAAAGAGUCACGCGCCGUCGGUGGUGAUGGAGCAACCGAUUGGCGGCACGCGCUCGGUGUCUGUACUGAAUCUGGGGCUCGUGAUUGACGCGACAGGCAGCGUCACGUGUCUGCACGAUGUCAAGGAGAAGGACGGUGUAGAUGUUCAGUAUGUCAAUCUGAAGGUUUACGGGAGUAAAGAUGAGGAAAUGGGUCCGGAGGUGCACGACAACAGGUUGGCAGAAGCAUUUUGCACGACGCUAUUCGGCCACUUGAAGGGCGAUGGAUGGGACAUGGAUAUGGCUGUUUUUUGGGGCGGAUGGCUAAAACUUUGUGGGGUUCCUCGUUGUGCGCUUUUUGGUCGAACAUUGCGGCCUGAAUCUCGACGCUUCGGUUGGAGAGUUUGCAGUCUCGACUUUGCCUGGUAUCUACAUGAGUCAUUACCUGACGGUACCGAAGGCGGCGGCAUCCCUGGUAAAGAUGGAAGCAUUUCAGAGCAGCAACUGGUUCAGUACAUUGAAAAUAUCUCGAGUUGA
This is a messenger RNA of Hyaloperonospora brassicae, 693 nucleotides long. The record is from the annotation of a GenBank genome assembly. Lineage: Eukaryota; Oomycota; Peronosporomycetes; Peronosporales; Peronosporaceae.